Molecule: messenger RNA, 11522 nt
Organism: Sipha flava (yellow sugarcane aphid)
Lineage: Eukaryota; Metazoa; Arthropoda; Insecta; Hemiptera; Aphididae
Exons: 28
Coding region: 1254-11420 (3388 amino acids)
Biological process (GO): regulation of DNA-templated transcription
Molecular function (GO): RNA polymerase II cis-regulatory region sequence-specific DNA binding; DNA-binding transcription factor activity, RNA polymerase II-specific
Source: RefSeq, a predicted model, not a curated record
AUUAUGUUUGUUGAAUGAACGAAAUUCACUUUCGCGAAAACGAUAUCGUCCAUACUUUUCAGGACGCAUGUAUAGUACGGCGAUAUCAAUCGUAAGUGUCCGCGUAGUUAUCGGGUUCGACCUGGGUGCGUUGUAAUAUCAUCGCAGCACAUGUCGGAAGCGACAAACGCGUAGGUGGUUUCCAUUGAUCAAAAAAAGAGAACCGUCGGAGGUGUUGCGCGGUACAAAACUGUCAACUCGUACGAAUCUUGAUCGCCUGUCAAGGAUCUGACUCGGCACUGGGCAAGUGGCAACGGUGAUGGCAGAAAACAACCGGAAUAGCGAACCGACACGGCCGAACCGAAUGCGCUGACUAAACACUAAAUAUACACGCCCGAACGGAGAAAGAUACGACGACGAAAAACCGAUAAACAACUGUGGCGGGGUAGGGUAAAGAACGACAUCGAGUUCCGUGCGCGCGCCGACGUCCGCUCCACCCAUUCUGUCGCAGUAAUUGCACGCGCUCGCCAUCCGUCUCCGUGCAGGGCUACCGCGCGCACGCGCAGGCGCCUACUCACACGCUAUCGUUACAUCCGUAGACUGCGCACGUUCAACUCGUCGCGUCCGCAGUCUCGUUUCUGUUGUUCGCCUUCUUUGCUCGCCCUCACAUUACGCACGGCGACGCCUUCUCGAUACACUCGCAACCGUGUUGUACGCUGCGCUUUUUGCGUCUGUUCGAUCCCUGGGCUGACGCUCGUGCCACCGGUGCCGUCUUAGUAGUUGCUCGUUCGCCGUUUCUCCUACGUCGGAGGAACCGUGGUGCACCUGUGCAACAGUUUUCGGACAACCAUUCGGUCCCUCGUUCGUGCCGCUUACCGUUCUCGCCGUCCGCCGCUUAAGAGCUAUCGUGGUUCCGUGGACGGAGGUCAGCGGCAGCGACAGCGGUCGAUAGUGCCGUCGGCCACCACGUGAUCGCUAUUUUAUUACACCAGCUCCGACAGAUGGUUUCGUGGUCCGUUUGGUCCUUAAGCUUCCGAUGGUCUCAUGCGUCGUUUUACUGCGCUGUACCCCCCACCAUUCGUUGAACGCGGCUGUCCGCCAUUUUAUUUAUCGGUGCCACAUCAUCAUUUGCCGUUCAACUUCGGUCGAAGAGAGUCACUCUUUCGCUCGCGAUCGCACAUCAUUUUCUUAUGCCAUGUGCGUUCGUUAGAUCGCACACACUUCGUUUCGAUCGCUAAUACGACUUCAACGGUACCUUAGUAGCAUCCACCAUCAUGGAUCGCGUUGCAUCCGAGGACGACUUGGUCCCAGAAGGUGAUGAUUAUAACAAGGUAUUGAAUAACCUAAAGAGUUACUUACCAUUUAUAAAAAAAGUCAUUGAUGGCCAAGAUUUGGGUAUUCAAGAAGAGCACCUAAAAAAACUGAAGUAUCUAUAUGAAAUGGUCGACUCGAAAAGGUUGUCAGCAGAUAAACUUAAACCUUGCCAAAAAAUAGUUCAUUCUCUGUACUUAAAUUACAAUAAACGGAUAACCAAUGAUGAAGUUAAUAAUAUGAAUGAUUUUAAAGAAGUUUCACAUACAGAUAAAGGAGAAGAUAAAACUAAAUUUUCAGAAGUAAAAAUGCCUUCAAACAAAAGUGAUCAAAAAAAAGAAUGCGAGUACAAAGAUUUGAGUAAAAUAUCUGUAUCAAGUUCAAAAGAUAAUCUAUUAAAUUCAGUGGAAUAUCUUGAGAAAGAUAAUGUACCAGUCAUUGAAAAAUCCCAUGAAAAUAUUAAUAAUAGUGAGUCCACUUGUAUAAGAAAUUUAGAACAUGCUGAUAUUUUGCAUACUCAAAAUGAUCUACCAGAAUUCUCUGAUAGUCGUUUAAGACUCAAUAAGGUUAUUGGUUUUGCUGCUAAUGCAUCUAUUGAAAAACUUAAAACUUCUGAUACAACUAUCCCAAAUUCUGAACUUGCUAAACAAAUUUUUGAUGAAAUCACUAAACAGAAUAAGAAUAAAAUUGUUUGCAAUCAAAUGUUAAAAGGUAUUAACAUGAAUGAUAUUGAUAUAAACCACGUUAAAAAUGUCAUAGAAAAUAUUAAAAAAACAAUUGUUGAACCUAUUGAACUGCCUCCACCACCACCAGAAGAUCUAUUGGAGUUGCAAAAAGCCAGUGUCAAAUUUAUAUCAAGUGAACCAAAUGGUCAUAAAACCCAAGAUAAUGUUAUAUCAUUACGACCUGAACUUAAACCUAGUUCCAGUUUAAUACCUAAGUCUACAAGUAUUCGUGAAAAAUUAAAUAGUGAAAUAAAUAUACUGCAUAAAAUUGGUUCUUCAAAUGAACCCAAACAAAAGUUUAUUUCUUCGUUAAAACCUGGUACAUUAAUCGAUCUUGAAAAUUCAAAAGUAUCUCGUUCUUCAUUACAUAUUGAAUCUCUUAGACCAGUUAUUAAAUCAAGUGAUAAAAAAAUAGUUCUUCCACUUGCUCCUGAAAAGAUUGUUUCUCGUGAUCCAAGAAUUAAAAAAAAAAAUUUAUUGAAUUCUGAAGGUAUUAAUUUGUUACAAACAAGUGGACAACUGUUGAUUCCAACUAGUAUAGUACCUAACACACAAAAUCAUUCUUCAAGUACUGUUUCUUCAUCUGUUAUGCUUUCUGAUAUAAAUCUUUCAAAGUCUAAAGGAAAGGAUAUAUUUUCUCAACAGGAACCAUUGGUAUAUAAUGAACCUAAUAGUUUCCGAAAUCCAAUAAGUCAAACUAAUUUACAACCAUUUCAUAAAUAUACAGAAUAUAAUGGAAACCCCAGUAAACCUCAACAUAAAAUUUCCAAAACAUCUAUUCAUAAUCAAUUUAAACAAAAUGAUUAUGUUUUUGAUAAAAAUAAUUUGAGCCAAAUUCAAGUUAAUUCAGUAUACUAUAAUGAAACAACGAUAAAAUGUUGUGAGUUAAAUAGUAAUACAACUUCAAUGAGAAAUCAAAAGUUGAAAAAUGAGCAAAACAAACAAUUUCGUAGUUUUAAAGAAUUUAGAGAAGCUAAGUAUGGUAAAGUAAAACAUUCUAACCAUGAAUCUACCAAAAACAAAAUCCAUGAUUGUCAUCACAGCAUUAAAGAUGAUGAUACAUUUAAAAACAUUAAUAAAGCUGAUCUUAAAAGUAAUAAUCCUUAUACUAGUUUUGGAGCUGUAAAUGAUGUGAGUAGUAUUAAAAGUUUUAAAAUACCUAAAAUUAAACGUACUGAAGAAUUAGUUAAUAGUAUAAAAGAUAAUACAGAUAUCAAUUUUAAAAAUGGUGAAAUAAUAGAACAAAACAUGAAGAAUAAUCUAAUUAAAGAUAAUUAUACUGAUAGACAUACAAAAACUCCCGUUAUUAAAGAAAAAUACAUAACAAUUGAAACAACUAAAGAUGAUGUAGAUAAAGAUAAGAAAUCUAGUACAAUCAUAGUUAAUAACUCAAGUAAAGGUCUAAAAUUUGAUACAGUCGAAGACAAUAUUAUAAGAGACAUGCCAAUUGAAAUAAAUAAAGAUAAUAAUGAAAUUAAUGAUUUGAAAGAAGAUAUAAAUAAAGAUGAUACUAUAGAAAAAGAAUUAAAAACUAAUAGUAAUCAAGAUAAGAAUCUUGAAAUUUUAAUGGAAAGUGAUUCAAUGAUUAUUAAUGAAAUUGAUCAUAAUAUUAACACUAAACCGUGCUCUAAGGUUAAAAAACCUAAAAAGUAUUCUAAAGAAAAAGAAUUUGAAAAAAUUGUAAAAGAAGCAGUUGAAAGCUUAUAUAUUGAUGAACAUUAUCCAAGAAUUAGAACAAGAAGUUCUUUAAAAAAAAAUGAAGAAAGCCUGAUUAAAUCAAAUACACAAAAAUCAAAAACAGAAGAUUUAAACUAUGAACAAUUAGUAGUAAGAGAAAAUAAUAAGAAUCUUGGAAGUGACUGUAAUCAGGUUUCUGGCUCUGAUAUUAGUGGAUCAGUUGAAACUGAUCAAAAUACUAUAUCAUCCACAUCUAAAGAGCCACUUGAAGUUAAUUAUUCUGCAGAGAAUCACUUUUCUAAAGAAAAUACUGUUUCCUCUAGUGAGAUUAAUUCUACAGUUGAUAAUACGAGUACAAACAUUAAUGAAAAAGUUAUAUUUAACAUUUUGGCACACCCAGAAUUAAUGAAUAUUUUACAAGACAAAGGAAAAAUAACAAAACUUACUAAAUUGUUAGAAAGCUCUGAUAUUAAUACUAAUGAAGAAAACAAUUUAAACCAAGAACACAAACGUCCUAGUACAUUUAAAUUAAAAAAAGAAAAAAAAAGAUUACAAAAUAAAGUUAAGAGGAAGAAAAAAAGAGAAAAAAAGACUUAUGAUAAACAAGGUUUUUUUCUUGGAGAAAAUAGAAAUAAACUUGUUGGUACUAUAUCAAAUGAUAAUCAUUUGAACACAGAAGAAAACAUUGUUGAUAGUUCUUUUGGUAAUUUAAAUUAUAAUGAAAGUAGAAUUUUGGAAACUGAAGACUAUACAUCAGUUGAUAGAGUUAAAAAAAAAAGGAAACAUAAGAAAUCCAAAGAAAAAUAUCCACAUUUUGAAAUUCAAGAUAAAUAUUCAUGUAAAGACCUAAAAAUAGUGAUUUCAAAGUUCGAUAAAAAUAAUAAAAAAAGUGAACAUUUAAAUUCAAAAGUUUCUUCAAGUAAUGAUUUACAAAAUAGUCAUCAACCAACAAAUAAUAAAAAAAAUGCAUCUUUAAAACGUAAAAAACCCUUUUUAGGUCCUUUAAGUGUUAAAUUAGCUAGACAGAAAAUGGAAGCCGAGUUGAAUAAUUCACAGAAAGGGUUAGUUGAAAAUACUCAACAUGCAAUUAAGACUGAUAAUAUUAUUAAAAAGAAAAAAAAUUCUAAAUCUUUAAAAAAUUUUAAAAAGAAAGUUCUUGAUUCUCAAACAAAAACCACUAUGUUAAAAGAACCCUAUGUUGUAUUAAAUCCUUAUGAAUGUUCUUCUAAAUAUCCUACGUCUAUUAAGGGUUCUAUUGAUACAACUUUCCAGAAUAAACCACUUGAAGCUGAGCUAAAUUCAAUUACAACAACUUCAACUGAAUCAAACAUUACUGAUGUUAAAUCUAGAAAACCUAAACCAAAAAUGACGGAAUUAGAUAAACUUCAUGCUGAUAUUAAUGAAAACUGUGCAGCUGUGUUAACUAUUUCUAAUGUUCGACACUGUAGAAAAAAUAAACUAGUUGAUUAUGUCAAUACUAAUACUCCUAAUACUUUAACUUUGUCAAAGAAAAAGAGAUCUUCAAAUAUAGAUUUGAAUGAAGAUGAAAAUUCUUUAGAAGUUUCUAAAGAAAAGAAAGGUAAAAAAUCUACAUUUGAAUUGAAUAAAAACGAAAUAAAUACAAAAAAAAAGAUGUCACAUACUAUAGUAAAAACUACGAUAUCUGGUAAACGGUCAAAUAUUUUACAUCCAGAUAAUCCUAAUAAAAUAAAUUUCAAUAAAUCAAAGAAAAGUAAAAAGAAAUUGAAUUUUAAUAAAAAAUCUUCAGUUAGUAAUUUGUUGACUGAUGAAGUAACAACAGAAGUAACAUCAAAAAUAAUAACAGAUGACGAAUUUAUUGAUAAAUUUUAUUUUCAAACCGCAGAUAAUUUAUUAGAAUGUAAAUUUUGUCAUUAUAAAGACACAGGAUUAAAUAUUGUUCGCCAUUAUAAAGAAAAACAUAAGGAUGAAGAAGUACUACCAUCCAGAUUGUCUAAAAAUAUUGCUGAAAUAUUAAUUAGUGAAUCUCUGAAAGAAAAUGUUGGGUUUAUAAAGUCUGAAAAAUUUGAAGAUACUAAAUUUACAAGCUAUAUGCCUGUAAAUAAUUGCUUUACAUGUGUUUUUUGUCAAAAUGUUUUUAAUGAUUUUAUUAAGUUUUAUGAUCAUAUCACUUCUCAUACUGGAGAAUAUAGAUACAAAUGUAAAAUGUGUGAACAAAUUUAUUCUAAUGAAGAUGAGCUAGAAAAACAUAUUUUGGAUCAUUCAGACUAUGAUAAAACUGAUAGAAUUUCGUAUUUAUUAUAUCCUGAUCCUGUUCAGAAGACCAAAAUGUUCGGAUACCUUUGUUCAUUUUGUUAUUUUGUUCAACUUGAUUAUAAUAAUAUUGUGAAACAUAUGCAAUAUAGACAUUGGGUUGAAGAUGAACAAAGUAAAGGUCGUUGGAGUAUUAUACGUGUUAGUCUAUCAGCUGAAAAUGAAAAUAUUACCACUUCUGAAAUUGAUAGUAAGAAGUUGAUUGGAUGUUUACCUUCUGAAUCAUUUUAUCAACAAAUUCAGAAUACUGAAUCAAUAGAUCCAGAAGAUACAGAAGAUUCAGAAGAUCAAAUGUCACAUAUAAGUGUAUCAGAACUUAUUGCUCAAGCUAAAAAGAAAUUGCAAGAUAAAACAAUAUCUAUAGAUAAAUUACCAGUUAAUUCAGCAUCUAUAAAGGAAGAACAUCUAGAUUUAUCUAAACUAAGUAUUCAAUUAUCACCCAGACAAAUAGAUCAAUCUCUUGAAAACAAAAACAGAUUUAAUGUAAUUAAUCCUGGGAUUGAGAAUGCUGAAUAUACUUUAAAAGAAAAGUCUACCAAAUGCAUAGUUGCUGGUUUAAGUUGUGAAAUAAUAAAUUCAGUGUUAUUGUAUAAAUGUUCUGUAUUAAAAUGCCAUCAGAAUGCAUUUUCUACAGUAGUCUUGGCUGAUUUUUUCAAGCAUAUUGAAUUAAAUCAUCAAUUUUUAAUUUGGAACAAAAUGUGUGAUUUAUGUGGUGAUAAACUUCAGAUAAUGUGUGAUACUGAUCAAUAUUAUUUGAAAGAUGCUUUAGAACAUUUAAUUUCAUAUCAUUUGGUUUUAAAGAAAGAUGAACAAUCUACCAUCUGUUUAAAUGAAAAAUUAUCUUCACCUAUUAGUCAUCAAGUUUCUAUUCAAAAUUCAACUACUGAAGAGAAACCAAAACCGUUGAUGACGUUAAGAGUUCGUUGUUUACCCGGUGAUAAAUUAUCUUUACGUGAUGAAAUUAUGAUGAAAGAAGAAGAAAAAAAUUUGAAUCAAGAUGUCCAUAUAUUUGUCUUAAAAGAUAACUGUAAAUAUGGUACUGUGGGAAGCAUUAUAUGCGAACCAUUUAAUAAUAAGUUAUUGUUCAAAUGCAUGGAUAAAUUGUGUCCAAAUAAAUUUUCAACUAUAUCCUAUGAGGAACUUCUUAAGCAUAUAGAUUUAUAUCACAAAAAUACCAGUUGGGAUAGCAUGUGCAAUAUUUGUGGAUAUGGAUUGUGGAGAGAUUUGAAUCACCUGUACAUGAGAAAUGCUUUAGAACAUUUGGUUUCAUAUCAUUUAAUUGAAAGUCAAAAUACCAAAAUCAUAACAUCUUCUAGAACUGAUACUUCAACAAUUACCAAUGAUGGUUUACCUGUUAGUAACAUGCUUAAAAAUACAAAUUCUGGCAAAGAAAAAGAUGAAAGAGUAAUUGAAAAUGUCUCAGAAGAAAAUAUUGUGGAUACAUUUAAGCAACCCAGUCAGGUUAUAUUCAGUAAUCCGUUUGAAUCAUCAGCCCACCAAGCAAACAUUGAUGAAGUGUCUGAUAAAAAUGUUCCAGUAUUAAAUCCAACAGCUAUGGACAUUGGAGAAGUUGUUAAUUUCCCUGAAAUUAAUCCUAGUGAACCAUCUUUUAAUGUCAAUCUCUGUUUACCACUAAAUAUGAAAGUAGUUUGUGAAGAUAUACCACCAAAUCCUAAUAUAUAUCUUAAACCUGGUCAACAAAUUGUUAACAAUGGAGAACCUAUACAGAAUUCUUAUUGUUUAAUUGACACCAGUUAUAAAAAAUCUUACUUAAAAAUAAUACGAAACUUGCCAGUUAAUGUAAUGAAAACACCAUUAGCAUUUAACUACAUGAUGGCAUUUCCAAGACUUUUGGGUCUUUAUAAAUGUUUAGACAGAUCCUGCACUAAAAUAUUUUCUGAUAAAAAGUUAUUUACAUUACAUAUGAAAUUGCAUUAUUCAAAUAUGGAAAAGAAAAAAAAAAACCAAAUUUAUAAUACUGAACAGUUCAAAAAAUGUGCCUAUUGUUUUAAAUCAUUUGAUGAUGAAAAUUCAUUAGCUGAUCAUAUUGCUGAAAAAUAUACUUAUUGCAAAUAUUUUUGCUCAUAUUGUUUUUACCGUGCAUAUGAAGCUUCUCAUGUAUUAAUUCACCAGAGUAUAAUUCAUUUUCAAUCAAUUCCUUCAAUUUUACAUCUUGAAUACAAAGACCGUGAUGAAAAUUCAAAAGAAUUACUAUUGGCAGUAGACUAUAAUAAUUUUAUAUUGCCUUAUCGUUGUGACGUUGGGGGUUGUCUUUAUGAAUCUUAUUUACAUGACGAUUUCUUAAAACAUUUAAACGUAAAGCAUCAACAAUGUGAUAAAUUUUGUUGUUACAUUUGUGCUAGUCAAGAUAAUGGCGAAGGAUUUAUUGCACUCCAGCCAAAAUUAAUGAUUUCACAUUUUAAGCUGCACAACAUAAAUGUAUAUCAAUGUAUUUUUUGCUUGCAUGGUACUGAAAGUACUGAAUCAAUGUCAAAUCAUUUAGCAAUGGAACAUUUUGAAUAUAAACCUUUAUGCUUAAAGCGUUCUCCAGUAUCUGAUACUUGUUACAUUAUAAAUUCACAGGACAUUUCAAAAAUUAAAAAUUUGAAAAUUAUGAAAUUAAAUAAAACUGUUGAAAAAGAUUGGGUAAAAAUAAUAAAUUCAUCCCCAGAAACAAGUUGUUCACCAGAAAUAUUAAAGAAAAAAACUCGAAAGAGACGUUUAAAAUGUUCUGAUGUCUUGUCAACAGCCUUAAAAUCUGUUAGUGAUGAUAAAAAUGUUAAACCGGCAGAUGCAAUUAUUAUAACAGUUCCUGAUAGAGCUCAAAUGACUGAAGAUAAUAGUACAUCAAUAACCUUACCUAUUGAUAAUGAAUUCAUAAUUCUUGAUGAUGUAAACCAAAACGAUAUGCAAGAUCCACUAAAACUUGAUUCUGUUUUGUCGGAAACCAAAAAUAAUGAAGAGGAGUUGCAACAAUCUAAUGAUGAUGUUAUAAUAAUUGAUGAUGAAGAAGAUUUAUUAGGUAAUGAUACAUUUAAUAUAAAAGAAAAGAAAGUUCCUACUAAAAGAAAACAUUCUUCUGAAGAAACAGUUGAUCAAUCAAAUAAGGUUAAAAGAUUAGCUUUUCCAACUGUUGAAUUGGAUAAAUUAUUUAAUUGUAAAGAAUGUGAUCAAACUUUCUCAAACAGCAAUGAUUAUCAUAUUCACUUAAAUAAGUGUCCAUUUUGGAAUUUUGAUGGUCAGAAAUGUAGAUUUUGUUCCAAAAUAUUUAAAACAACAUUUAAUAUGAGUGAACAUGUACAACUUCAUGGACCUAAUCGUUUCAAAUGUUGUUUAUGCAACUUAAAUUUGCCAUCUCGUCGAGCUAUUGCAUUCCAUAUGAGAAAUAACCAUAAAAUUUCAAAUUUAGAGUUUAUACCUGAAAUCCCUGGAUUAACUAAUUUGGAUAAAGAUACAUUUGUUGUUGCAGAAAAAAAAAAUUUGACUAAUAAUGAACACAAAGUUAAUCGUUGCAAUGUUAAUUUUAAGUGUGGUGAGUGUUCAUUUAAAGGUAACACUCGGAAAAUUGCAGUUUUGCACAUGAAGAAUGCUCAUAAUAUUAAUGAUUAUGAGAUAACACCAGUGGAUUCAUCAUCAAUUAAUACCCGAGAAUAUUUAAUUCAAAGAAUGAAAUUUAUCAAUGUCCUAAUGCCUCAACAACAAAGUACAACCAUGAAAAUAAAACGUAAUAAUGGUAGCAAUAAAAAAGCAUCUUCAAAAACAAAAGAUAUCACCCAAGACAAAAAAAAAACCUUAAUGUUUAGUCCUAAUACUAUUGACAAUAUACCAAAGUCACAUAUUUUUACUGAACCAAUUGGCUGUUCACUAUGUACUUAUAAUACAAAAGUACGAUCUAAUCUAAUUAUACAUUUAAAUGGACAUACAAUAGGACAAGAUGAUAUUACUAAAGAAAUUGUUAAUCCUGUACCAUCUAUGGGAAAAUCAGAACUUAUGUUUGAUAAGAUGAUUAAUCUAUCUGCCAGUUCAUUUGAUGCUAUGAAUACUCUGAAGAUGAAAACUGAUGAAAUUAAUAAGAAGAUUGUUGAAGUAGCUUUAGAAGACAAUUUAAAAAUUGAUUCAUAUCCUCAAUUUAUUUCUAAAAAUAUCCGCUAUAAAUGUUCAAUACCUUGUACUUAUACAUGUAUUACUGAACAUAUGCUUAAGUCACAUAUAUUAAUUAUUCAUCCAGAUUCUCAGUUUUAUAUAUGUCCUCAUUGUCCACAAAAUAGCACCUUAGCUAAAGUAGAGUUGAACCAAAUAGAAUUACAUUUAAUGCAUCAUAGUGAAAACUUAUAUCGUUGUCAAUAUUGUGAUUACAUUGACUUUAAUCGAAAUGAAAUGAGAGCACACAUGAGAAAAUCUCAUUUGCCUGAAAUUACUAAUACGAAUCAAUCAAACAUAAUUGUAAUUAGACAAAUGGAGUUAGAAGAUAUUAAUAUUGAUAGAAUUAAAAACCAAGCUCAAUCAACUGCAAGUCAAUGGAUAUGCAAUAUGUGUUCUUUUGGUAUUAAAUAUACACUAAACGAGAUAACAUCUCAUAUUUUUAAAGUUCAUAAAGUAUCAUGCAUGUUUAAAUGCCCUAUGUGUCAGUUUGAAAACAAUGAUGAUGAUGCAAGAGUAUUUGAACACCAUUAUAAGUUAAAUCAUCCAUCUGUGGCAGUAAAAUGUUUAAGAGUAUUUGAAAAGGUGACUGAUGAAGAAAAACCAGACAAACAACCUGUGAUAGCAGCAAACAUGCUGGAACAGCAAGCUUUAGAAAGUAUUGAACCAUCACUUGUACCUCCUACGUGUCGAGGAAUUCCUAUUGAAUCAAUGCCUACAAAUAAAGCAUCAAAUAAAUCAACAUCUAAGAGUCCAAAAAAAACAGCUAAAAAUUCCUCUCCACAUCAAGUCCACAAACAAAAAACAUUAGUAGAUGAUUUCAAUAAAGAUGAUAGUUUAGGAUAUAUUUCUUCAAAUGGACAAUAUACUUGUCCUAGAUGCAAUAUUUUUAAGACUAUGAAUAUAGAACAUUUUCGCGAUCAUUUAUAUAAAGAUGUCAAUUAUAAAACAUGGAAAUGUAUGAACUGUUUUGAAAUAUCUGAUUCUCCAAAGAAAAUGGCAUGGCAUGUUAAAAAACAUGGUGAUGGAAGCAAGUAUGAAAAAGUCGAAGAUAAUGAAAAAUUAAAAUGGGUUGAAAGGGUAAUUGAACAUCAAAAUAAAUUAUUCUAUGAUUUAAAGAAAAAUAAAAAACAGCGUACUCAAGGUCCAGAACAAAAUAAAACUGUAGUAGCUGAUAAAAAGACAAAAAAUUCUCCGUCAAAGAAAAAAAAUAUUGUAAACGAGAAAAAGAUAUUAAACCAUCCAAUUACUGAUGACGAUAUCAUUAAUCUUUUAGAUGACUCUGAUGAUGAAUAAUUUGGCGAUCAAAAAUUGUCAUAUUUGUAAGACUGACAAAAUGGCUGUUUUUAUUUUUUAUUAAUUAUAACUCAUUCCUAAAUAGAAGGAAAGUAAAAAAAA